AUGGGGCUCUGGAUAUGCUGCCUUUGCUCCAGAGCUGCAGAUCCAUUGAUGCUGCUCCUGGUUUUGGCUCUGGGCUGUAACCCCUCCACAGCAGCAGCAGCUUCUCCGUCUGUGCCCCACGUCAAACCCAGCUACAGCUUUGGCCGGACUUUCCUGGGACUUGAUAAAUGCAACGCCUGCAUUGGGACAUCCAUAUGCAAGAAGUUCUUUAAAGAGGAGAUAAGGUUUGACACCUGGCUUUCUUCUCAUUUAAAGCUGCCCCCCAGCUCCCUGCUCAGCUACUCGGGCAACUACACGGACGAUGCCAAGAGCUGGCGGCUGGUGGACAUCACCCGCCUGACCUCCAAGUACCAGCACGACCGGGCGGACAAGCGCAUCUGCACCUCCCUGCUCGGGACCAGGAGCUGCAGCCUGGAGCGCGCCCUGCGCCGCACACAGCGCUUCCAGAAGUGGCUGAGGGCCAAGCGCCUCACGCCCGACCUGGUGCAGGGCCUGUCCAGCCCCUUGCUGCGCUGCCCAUCCCAGCGGCUCCUGGACAGGAUCGUGCGGCGCUACGCCGAGGUGCCCGACGCCGGCAGCAUCUACAUGGAUCACCUCACAGACAGGGACAAGCUGCGCCUGCUCUACACCCUGGCAGUCAACUCACACCCCAUCCUCUUACAGAUCUUCCCUGACGUGGAGGGCUGGCCCUUCCCGCGGUACCUGGGCUCCUGCGGGCGCCUGCUGGUCAGCGCCAGCACCCGGCCCCUGCGCGACUUCUUCGGCGCGGCGCCCGAGGUGGCCGCGGACCUGGCGCUGCAGCUCCUGGCCGUGCUGCGCUCCAUGGCCAGCAACGACCUCAACUACUUCUUCUACUUCACCCACGUGGACGCUGGCACCUUCGGCGUUUUCAGCAACGGGCAUCUGUUCAUCCGCGAUGCCAGCACGCUGGGCGUCAUCGACAAGGAGGAAGGGAGCCAGCUGAUCGAUGGCCAACAGGAGUACAGAGACGUCUUCAGCUGCCUGACCGCGGACUGCCAGCCUGCCUUAGUGUCCUGUGACUCCAUCAGGGACCAGCACAGCCUCGUCAUGGUGUGCCAGGACCUCCUUCCCAAGCUGCUGUCGGGGAAGUUCCAGCCCCACGUGCAGGAGAGCAUCGACGCCUUCCUGCAGCGCUGCGCCCGCGGCCUCGGCGACGACGACGGCGGUGCCAGAGAGGCCAUGGCGGAGCUGGCAGGGAUCCUGAAACCUCUGCGCUCCUGCGACUCCCGCUUCGCCUACCGCUACCCCGACUGCAGAUACAGUGACAAAUACUGA
Messenger RNA from Melospiza georgiana, 1296 nucleotides. RefSeq names its product divergent protein kinase domain 2B (gene DIPK2B). Lineage: Eukaryota; Metazoa; Chordata; Aves; Passeriformes; Passerellidae. The transcript has 5 exons. The coding region runs from base 1 to 1296 and encodes 431 amino acids. The record is from RefSeq and is a predicted model, not a curated record.